Molecule: messenger RNA, 3732 nt
Organism: Talaromyces stipitatus ATCC 10500
Lineage: Eukaryota; Fungi; Ascomycota; Eurotiomycetes; Eurotiales; Trichocomaceae
Product: transposase, putative
Exons: 4
Coding region: 1-3732 (1243 amino acids)
Biological process (GO): DNA integration
Molecular function (GO): nucleic acid binding
Source: RefSeq, a predicted model, not a curated record
AUGACCCUGAAGUCUUUGGGUCUACUACUAGCCAUUGAAGCGAAGCCGAAGACUGGAUUUAACACUGUCACCGGGCAUAAGAAGAUCGAUCCAACCUUGUGGGAAAAGGAUGCUGGACCGGGGGACAGUGUAGAAGUGUUGGUCAACUACACAAUAAGGGCCAUGUAUGAGGCUGCCGUUAGUCAUCACUUUGACCGUGAACUAUUUGAAUGGCUUCAUGAUUACUUCGAAGAAUGGACUCUGGUCGAAUUCAAUAAGCUUGACAGGACCACGAGAAGCAAGCUGAAAGACUUCCUUCAGAUACGUGGUGUUUAUUUGGACCAUAGAGGUAAGAAAAACAUCUCAGAAGGAUUAGUCGAAUUGCUUCAGAUGGAUAUUCCCCCAAGAUGGCCAGAUGACAUGAUCGCCGGCAAGAAAUUUGACUCAAGAUCAAGGAUGGCCUUAGGUCAACAAGCUCAGUUAACACCAAGGAGUGACACCACCCCGCCAGCUAAGAGAAUUAAGAAUCAUAAUAGGGAUCACCUCAUUGGAUUGCCUUAUUCUGACAAGGAAAAGGAAGAGACAACACUCAGGAGAGAUCCAGAGAGAAGAAUCAACAAUAACCCCCUACAGCUGGAGACUCAUGUCCGAGAUCUUGAUAGUCGUACACCCUUGACUGGUGCCAACGCAGUGCCGAUAGGGACACCGGCCCCCAGUCCAAUCAAGAUAUCUACCACACCACCUCCGCGUCCCUCUACGUCGUUGACAUCUGCGAGGCAACUUGAUGAGUACAUGAGAUUGCCGCCUACAGAGUAUGAACAAGAGGAUAUUGACCCGUCGUUGGCCGCAAAGUUUUCCAAGGCAUGGGACAAGGCAGAGAGUUAUUCAGGAGAACGAUAUGAUAUCCUAGACGACAAAGUCCUUGCUUUCCUGAGAGUUUGUCGAUUGAUUGGAGUACAAUUAACGCAAUGUUGGAUACUCUUUCCCGAGAUGCUUUCUGGGCGUGCAAAAACCUACUACAUGCACUAUAUUAGUCAAGAUGCUUCAUUUACAGAUGCGUACAAAGCUAUAAAGGCCAAAACGCUUGUGGAAGCAGUAGAAAUCCUUAUUGAGAAACUUCACUUGUGCCAAUGUGCCCUGGGAAAUGCGUACAAGGGCCAGGAACAUCUAGUUGCUGCUGUCACUAGAGCCUGUCAAGAUUCGCCUGAGAUGAGCGACGCUCUUAGUGAUCCUGCAACGAAUUUUGAGACGUUGGUAUCAAGACUCCGUGCCAGGGCCGCUGUGGUCCAAGGAAAGGAGUCAGCCAGUCAAUAUCUAACCCGAGUUAAAGCCAACUCAGCUCCCAAUGGGAUAGGAGAAGACAAUCCGAUGACGCUGUACACAGAUAGAAAGUUCUUGGGCCGCACAAACCAGAAUAAUCGACAAACCCCACGUCAAGGAUAUCGACGCCAGGGACGUGAUGAUCGUAAUUCCCGCCAACAAGGUGAUAGGAAGUGUUGGAUCUGCCACAGGUCCGAUUGCCGCUCGUUCAAAUACUCCGACGAGGAGCGCCGCAGAGCGAGAGAGCGGUUUAAUGAUUAUCAACAUGUAGAUGGUAGACGCUCCGCUUCUGACCGCACAUAUCGCGCCUUUGUCAUGGACUUUGAAAAGGGCUGUAUGAUUGAGUCAGAUAGUGAGGAGGAUGACGUUGAAGAAGAAGACGAUAUUGAGGACGACGCCACUGCGUAUUUCAUGAUCAACGAACUGCAAGAUCGUUCCUUUAUCCAUUGGAUAAGUGGAUACCACGAUGAUAUCAAUCAGGAAGGAUUCCACCACAAAUUGGAGGUAAGAGAGCUUGAUCAAUCAGAGCGCAAGGAUGGCCUCCUAGAACCUGCUUCUCAAUUUGUACUUGAACACCAUGAAGGCGAGAUUUUCCAAGGAAUUCUUCCAGAUACUGGAGCAGCAAAGGUAUCAACUGUUGGCCAACGUCAACUUGCUGCCUUGCAGAGAAGCUAUCCAGAGAUUACUGUCGAUAGGACCCGUGCAGGAGAGCACUCAAUUCGAUUUGGCCAAGGUGAGAGUGUUCACUCUAAGGGUGCUGUUACCAUAACAACCCCAAUUGAUGAUGUUGAUUUUCAUAUUAUGAACACGCCAACCCCAUUCUUGCUUUGCUUAGACGAUAUGGAUAAACAUGGCGCUUACCUAGAUAACAUUGCGAACUGCAUGGUAAAGGGAGACGUACGGGUCCCAAUUAUCAGAAAGCGAGGCCACCCAUGGUUCUUCCUUGAUAAGAAGCAGGCGCCAGUAACAUUUCUCACAGAGAUUGAGAUGAGACGACUUCACCGUCGGUUUGGCCAUCCUGCGGUUGACCGCUUGCACAAGCUUUUAAAACGAGCAGGCCAUGACGAUAUGGAUUACAACAAUCUUGCAGAAAUUGAGAAGUUUUGCCAUCACUGCCAAAUGAACCGGCAGGCACCACGACACUUUAAAUUCACAUUGAAUGACGAUCGUGAGUUUAACUAUGAGAUUGUCGUCGAUGUUAUGUAUUUAGAUGGCAAGCCGGUGCUUCAUGUUGUCGAUUGGGCGACGUCCUUCCAGGCCGCACGAUUUUUGAAGUCUUUAUCUGCGAAAGAUACAUGGGAAGCGCUCCGGGCAGUGUGGAUUGACACCUAUCUUGGCCCUCCUGAUGUCAUCUCACACGACGCAGGAACCAAUUUUGCCGCAUUAGAAUUUAAAACUGAGGCUAAGAUAAUGGGAAUCCAAUGUCACCAAGUGCCAGUGGAAGCACACAAUGCAAUCGGGAAAGUUGAGCGUUACCAUGCACCACUGCGUAGAGCAUACAACAUUAUAUCGGCAGAACUAGGCGCCAGUGUCGACAAGGACGUGAUCCUCCAGAUGGCCAUCAAAGCUGUCAAUGAUACCGUGGGACCAGAUGGGAUAGUUCCAACUGUACUCGUUUUUGGCGCUUACCCGCGCAUAACGACUGACUCGCCCCCAUCCGCGUUAACUGCUCGACGUGCUGAGGCAAUGAGAAAGGCGAUGGCCGAAUUGAGACGUGCCGUGGCAGAGCGACGAGUCAAUGACGCACUUAACACCAGGAACGGCCCAAUUAUCACGGAAACGCUCAAUCUCGCACCAGGGAGCGAAGUCAAAGUAUGGCGCGAAGGAGAUGGUUGGUCAGGACCGUACAAAGUUAUAUCAGUCAAUGGCCAUGACGUGACUGUAGAUCUUGGAAAUGGUGCUAUUACAUUCAGGGUGACGUCAGUACAGCAGUAUUUACGUGAUAGCAAGGAUGAGAGUGAUCGCCUGAUUAGAUUGCCUCUCUCUCCCCCCCAAGAGGAUCUCAAUCGCCAGGACGGUCGGUCCCAAGUCGACUUCGACCAGACUCCGAGGACUAGAGCAAGGACUGGGGGAGCCCACGCACCGCAGACCCCCGAGAUGCCUGCGUUGCCACGCCGCCGAGGACGACCGCGUGGUUCCAAAAAUAAGCCAAAAGCGUACGCCGAAGUGUUCAUAUCCAAAAAGGAGAGGGACGACCUUGAACUUGCUAUCAAGCUACGGCGUGAAGGCAAGAUCGCUACCAACGGCGCGCCAUUCGAAUUAUCAGGAAAAACAGAGAUUGACAGCUUGAUAGAAAAUGGGACCUUCAAGAUCCUUCACCGUGCCGAUAUGGACCUGCGUGGCAUCAGAAUUUUCAAUUCCCGCCUUGUCAACGAGAUAAAGGGCAAGAAUGAGAUUCCUAUGAGAAAUCUCGACUUGUUAUACAAGAUAUAA